This is a messenger RNA of Centropristis striata (black sea bass), 2862 nucleotides long. It is a transcript of the gene mapkap1, whose product is annotated as MAPK associated protein 1. Gene Ontology annotation, molecular function: phosphatidylinositol-4,5-bisphosphate binding. The record is from RefSeq and is a predicted model, not a curated record. Gene Ontology annotation, biological process: TORC2 signaling. The transcript has 13 exons. Lineage: Eukaryota; Metazoa; Chordata; Actinopteri; Perciformes; Serranidae. The coding region runs from base 473 to 2062 and encodes 529 amino acids. Gene Ontology annotation, cellular component: cytoplasm; TORC2 complex; plasma membrane.
GUUGCAGUUGUGUUAUGUUAUGGUUCUGCUAUCGUCCAAUAUUACUACUGGGAAGAGUUAUUGUCACUACUUGGAGUAUGCGUGGAUAAACGGGACUUCUGAUUCCCUACCGGAGGACUUCUAAAGAGACCUGGGAGUUUGAGGGUUCUGCAGGGUAUCUUAGCUGUUCCUCGGACUGGGCUCUUCUGGACUGAGGCUUGGUGGUUGAUCCUGGAAUCUGUUGGAGCCACUCUCCCAGUUUGAGGGUCACAUCCCCCAGUGCUCCCAGUACCACAGGGAUCACAUCAGUUUCCAUCUAUCCCAUCUGUUCCUUCCACCCUUGGUGCUGGCAGUUAAUAAUCAAGAAGAGGAAAUGGAAAAGAUUACUGCACUCGACUGAAAGGAAAAGAAAGGCAUCCUCUAGAAUACAGGCAAAAGGGUGAGACAAGGAGAAGGCAUCCAAAGCUACCAGACAUUUUAAAAAGAACAGGAAAUGGCUUUCUUGGACAACCCAGCCAUUAUUCUGGCUCACAUCAGACAGUCCCAUGUGACCAGUGAUGAUACGGGAAUGUGUGAGAUGGUACUAAUAGACCAGGAUGUGGAUCUGGAGAAGUGCCAGCUGGCUCUGCUGCCUGGCAGCAGCUGUGGGUCAUCAGGGUCGGGCACCUUCAGCGAGGGAGGAAGCAGUGUAACAGACAAUCAUGCCUGUGACCUCUCCCAGUCCAUGGACAUCACCUCCAGCUGGGACUUUGGCAUCCGUCGGCGAUCCAACACAGCCCAAAGACUUGAAAGGUUAAGGAAGGAACGGCAGAACCAAAUCAAAUGUAAAAACAUUCAAUGGAAAGAGCGUUCAUCCUCCCAGUCAGUGGAGGAUCUGGGGUCUCUGUUUGAAAAACGGGACUUUAAAGACCGGCCGAGGACAACUGGUACCAAAUCUACCCUUUCACUGCGACUGGAGCAGUGUCCCCAGCAGCUCAACAAUCCCUUCAAUGAAUACUCCAAGUUUGAUGGCAAGGGCCACAUCGGCACAACAGCUACAAAGAAGAUCGACGUCUACCUCUCAAUGCAGAUGGCUCAGGAGAAACUCCAUCCAAUGACAGUGGUGACCAUCGCCAACGCCCGCGUCCAUGAUCUCAUCGGCCUCAUCUGUUGGCAGUACACAAGCGAGGGACGAGAACCCAAACUCAAUGAGAAUGUAAAUGCUUACUGCCUCCACAUUGCUGAGGAUGAUGGCGAGGUGGACACAGACUUCCCUCCACUGGACUCUAACGAGCCGAUCCACAAGUUUGGUUUCAGCACUCUGGCCUUGGUGGAGAAAUACUCCUCACCUGGCCUCGCUUCCAGACAGUCGCUGUUUGUCAGAAUAAAUGCUGCUCAUGGUUUCUCUUUGAUCCCUGUGGACAGUCUGAAAGUAACCAUGAAGGAAAUUCUCCAGAAAGCUCUCAAGAAGAGGAAAGGCUCACAGAAAGGCUCUGGGCCAAUGUAUCGUCUAGAGAAGCAGACGGAGCCAAAUGUCUCCGUAGACCUGGACUCCACACUGGAGAGCCAGAGCACCCUGGAGUUCUGCCUAGUCAGAGAAAAUAGCUCCAGAGGUGAAGAGAGCUCAGAGGAAGACCCUCCUAUUGACAUCACCACAGUCCAGGACAUGUUAAGCAGUCAUCAUUAUAAAUCCUUCAAGAUCAGCAUGAUCCACAAGCUGCGUUUCACCACAGAUGUCCAGCUAGGCAUUUCAGGAGAGAAAGUGGAGAUUGAUCCUGUCACCAAUCAGAAGGCCAGUACUAAGUUCUGGAUUCGACAGAAACCCAUCUCUAUCGACUCGGACCACCUCUGUGCCUGUGACCUUGUAGAGGAAAGAAGCCCCAGUCAUGCAAUAUUUAAGGUCACUUAUCUCAGCAAUCAUGACUACAAGCCGCUCUACUUUGAGUCUGAUGCUGCUACUGUCAAUGAAAUCGUGCUAAAGGUGAACUAUAUCCUGGAGUCCCGGGCCAGCACUUCUCGAGCUGAUUACUUUGCCCAAAAGCAGCGAAAACUGAGCCGGCGGACUAGCUUCAGUUUCCAGAAAGAGAAGAAGGCCGGCCAGUAGACAGAGUCUGGAGCUGCUCACUCACCUGUCUGUCUGUCUGCCUGUCUGUCUGUAUGUGCACAGACAGACAAAGCCUGACAGUCUUAUAGACACACAGUAUUGGGCUAAACACAAGUGGAGACUGGCAGCAAAGUCCAGUCAGAGGAGACGGGCACAAAACGGACCAGAAAGAAAAAGACUGAAGAAUUAUGGGAAAAGAGUUUUGGCUGCCACGUCUCCAUCCGUACUUCAUUCAUUCAUGCUUCAACAUAACAAACAAAACCGAGAUACAUGAUAAAUCUUUGGUUCUGUCCUUUUUAACAGAUUUAAUAUAACAUGGAGAAAAAAAAAGUUUUUUUAUGUAUUGUACAUUAACGUUUUUUCAUUCAGGAAAUGAAAAAAAGGACGAUAUAGAAAUGAAAUAGCCCAGUCUUGAUUUUUAAAAACAGAUCAAUUUCUGGCUCAGAUCCAGAAAGCAAAUCCUUAAAGGAACACUCCACCGUUUUUUCAUAUUAAAACAUGUUAUUCGGUCAAGUAAGACGAGUUGAUGCAGACCUCUUGCGUCUCAAUGCGUGCACUCAAUCGCCCUGGCGCGCGGCGCCACUUGGCUAGCACUUAGCUUAGCCCAGUUCAUUCAUUAGGAUCCAAACAGAUGGACAGUUAGAAGCGACCAAACUCCUCCACGUUUUCCCUAUUUAAAUACAGCUACACGAGUAGUUAAACGACCAAGUAUGGCGACACAAAAUAAAACGUGGCGCUUUUCUAAGCGGAUAAAAAGGAGAACUAUAAUGUAUGGUGGAAUAGCACUUGGGAACACUUCG